Molecule: messenger RNA, 2333 nt
Organism: Populus nigra (black poplar)
Lineage: Eukaryota; Viridiplantae; Streptophyta; Magnoliopsida; Malpighiales; Salicaceae
Product: protein NUCLEAR FUSION DEFECTIVE 4-like
Exons: 3
Coding region: 281-2056 (591 amino acids)
Cellular component (GO): membrane
Source: RefSeq, a predicted model, not a curated record
AGCUCUUCAGGAUCGGUAACCUCCAAAAGGCCAAAACAGCGCAUGUAUCAUCAUUAUCAGCAGCAUCAUCCUCGUUUCCAAUUAUUUGUUUUUCUCUAUCCCUUUUGUAAUAUAAAAAACUCAAAAGUCCCUUUCUUGAUUAAACGAAGAAGCGAAUCCAGUCUUCUUUGCAAAACCCUUUUCUCCAUUUGCUCAAUUUCACUUCAUCAUUUCAUUUAUCAAGAAACCACAAAGAAUCAACAAAUACCAAGAAACUUUUUUUUUUGUUGCUUUGGUGGUGAUGGGCAAGUUACAUGAAAGAUUUGCUGGGUUUAUCAAUAAUAGAUGGCUAGUUUUUGUGGCUGCAAUGUGGAUACAAUCUUGUGCAGGGAUCGGUUAUUUAUUUGGUAGCAUAUCACCAGUUAUAAAGAGUUCUUUGAACUACAAUCAAAGGCAGCUUGCAAGUUUAGGUGUGGCUAAAGAUCUUGGUGAUAGUGUUGGUUUCUUGGCUGGUAGCUUAUCAGAAAUCUUGCCUUUAUGGGGUGCUUUGUUAGUUGGUGCUGUGCAGAAUCUUGUUGGAUAUGGUUGGGUUUGGCUUGUGGUAACAGGCAGAGCUCCUGUUUUGCCUCUAUGGGCUAUGUGCAUUCUUAUAUUUAUAGGGAACAAUGGUGAAACCUACUUCAACACAGCUGCUCUAGUUUCUUGCGUGCAAAACUUUCCAAAAAGCCGUGGCCCUGUUGUGGGAAUUCUAAAAGGCUUUGCUGGAUUAAGUGGUGCAAUUUUGACCCAAAUAUAUGCAACGAUCCAUUCCCCUGAUCACGCAUCUCUCAUUUUUAUGGUUGCGGUUGGGCCAGCAAUGGUAGUCAUUGCUUUGAUGUUCAUUGUCAGACCUGUUGGAGGUCACAGACAAGUCAGAGCAUCUGAUGGCACAAGUUUCACACUUGUAUAUAGUGUCUGUCUUCUACUGGCUGCAUAUUUAAUGGGGGUUAUGCUUCUUGAAGAUCUAGUUGAUUUAAGUCACACCGUGGUUAUAAUUUUUACAGUAGUUUUAUUCAUCCUCCUCUUGAUUCCUAUUGUGAUUCCUGUGUCAUUGAGUUUUUUCCUUGAUCCAAGAGAUCCAGUAGAACAGCCUCUUCUACCUGAGACAUCGAAACAAGAACCUGGAAAAUCUGGGCAGGAGACUCCUGAGGUAAUAUUCAGUGAGGUUGAAGAUGAAAAACCCAAGGAAGUAGACUUGCUACCAGCAUCAGAGAGGCAAAAACGGAUUGCACAGUUGCAAGCAAAACUGUUCCAAGCAGCUGCAGAAGGAGCAGUGAGGGUCAAGAGGAGGAGAGGUCCACACAGGGGCGAGGAUUUCACCUUGAUGCAAGCAUUGAUCAAGGCAGACUUCUGGCUUAUUUUUUUCUCACUUUUAUUGGGAUCUGGAUCUGGACUGACAGUGAUUGAUAAUCUUGGUCAGAUGAGCCAGUCUCUAGGGUAUGAUAAUACACAUAUAUUUGUGUCCAUGAUUAGCAUUUGGAACUUCCUUGGCCGUGUUGGCGGGGGUUACUUCUCUGAGAUUAUUGUCAGGGACUAUGCUUAUCCAAGGCCAGUGGCAAUGGCCAUUGCCCAACUUGUCAUGGCAGUUGGGCAUGUCUUCUUCGCAUUUGGAUGGCCCGGGGCAUUGCACAUUGGUACUCUGCUGAUUGGACUUGGCUACGGGGCUCAUUGGGCAAUUGUGCCAGCUGCUGCCUCAGAGUUGUUUGGUUUGAAAAAAUUUGGGGCUUUGUACAAUUUCCUCACUCUGGCAAAUCCAGCAGGUUCACUUGUCUUUUCCGGUCUAAUUGCUAGCAGCAUAUAUGAUCGUGAAGCUGAAAAGCAAGCUCAUGGAAACAAUUACCUCGUUCAGAACUCAGGGUCAAUUUUUUCAGGCAUGUUGGGUCUGAAUGAACCGCUAAAGUGUGAAGGUUCCAUAUGCUACUUCCUUACUUCUCUGAUCAUGUCAGCAUUUUGCGUUGUCGCGUUUGUCUUAAGCACGAUUCUUGUUUAUCGGACAAAGAUUGUCUAUGCAAACCUCUAUGGAAAAUCACGGAGUUGACUUGCACAAGAGAACUAAAGCAGGCAUUUAUAGCUAGACGACAUCCAGUUAUGACAGUUUUUUGUGUUUUCAGAGAAAGGUUUUGAUGGGAUUUCUUCAUAUUUGUGUAUUCACGUUGCCAGAGAGCUGGCUGAGUCAAGCUCCCUACAGUAAACUCUCAAGUAAAUACUGCCUGGACGUUAUUCUUGGAAUGUAGCAAUUACUGUAUAUUUUUUUCUAUCUGUUUGAACAUUCACAAUGGUGAUUUUUUGGCAAUGAAGUCGGUUUUGUUCAUCAA